Messenger RNA from Mya arenaria, 2949 nucleotides. RefSeq lists its product as uncharacterized. Lineage: Eukaryota; Metazoa; Mollusca; Bivalvia; Myida; Myidae. Gene Ontology annotation, cellular component: plasma membrane. Bases 1 to 2622 code for a protein of 873 amino acids. The transcript is spliced from 9 exons. The record is from RefSeq and is a predicted model, not a curated record. Gene Ontology annotation, molecular function: urea transmembrane transporter activity; protein dimerization activity. Gene Ontology annotation, biological process: urea transmembrane transport.
AUGAAGGACAGCGGAAUUGUCCCGUUGCAGGACAUUGUUAAUGAGUUAAGGAACAUGUCCCUUGCAUCUCGGGAACUGUUCAGUGAAGUUGUGACUGUAGUAAAACUUAUCUUGGUUAUGCCUGCAACAAACGCAACCAGUGAGUGGUCAUUCUCUGCGUUGCGCAGAGUGAAAACAUACCUGAGAACCAGCAUGACACAGGAACGUCUAAAUUAUCUGAUGCUCCUGCACGCCCAUCGAGAUGCAACGGACAGCACAGACUUGCUUUCAGUGGCUAAUGAGUUUGUUACAACAGAAGGAGUGACCACUGCACCCACUAUUAGCACGGACGGUUCUUCAGAGGGCACUACUGCAAGCUUAAACGACGGAACUUCCUCUGCAGUGCAACACUCUUGCAAGAAAAAGUUAAAACCCCGUGAAGGAGAAACCAAUAUAAGUCCAUCCAUUCCGAAAAGCAAUGCCGCUCUAUUACUUUUGCUCGGAUUUGGUGGAUUUUCGAUUUUGGUGGCUGCCGCGUACAAAUCUCUCCGGAAGUACGUGUAUCACGACGAGCACAACCUUGAUACAGUGUUUGAUGCCGGUGGGAGGGUGAGCCUCAGUCUCACUGCCGUCACUGUCACCUCACAGCUCCUCUGGCCAGCUGACUUUCUCCAGAGCUCUACACUCACCAGCAAAUCAGGCCUUGGGGGAACUCUUUGGUUUUCGAUUGGCAUUAUUGUGGACAUACUACUUUUUCCUGUUUUGUCCAUUUUUUUGAAGACAAGAGCUCCUGGUGCAAAGACCUUCCCACAGAUCGCUUAUGCUCGAUUUGGAGUUGCUGGGCACGUCAUGUUUUGCAUCCUAGCCAUGACUUCCAGCUUAAUCGUUAGCACGAGCAUGCUUCUGGCUGGAAAGAGUGCUUUAGAGGUUCUUACAAAAGAUGUUAACAACGAGUUCAUUUUUCUGGUACUCGCCUUCUUAUUUGGGUCAUAUUGUAUGAUUGGCGGACUCGGAACGACUUUUUAUAUUUCCUACUUUAAUACGGCAUUGACCUUUCUCUCAGUGACAGUAUAUGUCCUGUACACAAGCUACUUUCCCUCAGAGGAAAGCAAAGAAUAUUCGAGUAUGGAGGCUCUUUAUAAGGCAGCAAUUUGUGUUGAAGCGCCUGAAACGAACUACGAGCAAUCACACGCCACGUUUCGUACCGAAUCCGGUUUGAUUUAUGGCGUUGUUUUGCUAUUUAUGGCAACAUCAAUUAGUUUCACAGACCAAGCUAAUUGGCAGAGUCGCAUUGCUGCAAAACCGACUGAAGGAGUAUUGGGAUUUUUUAUGGCCGCAUAUUUGUGGUUCGUGAUAGCCCCUUGUCUGUCUGUCACUGCCACAACCACCUAUUUUGCAAUGAGUUUGAAAAACGGUACGCACCUACUGUCAGAAAGUGAAAUUGAUAACGGGUAUAUUACCCCGUUUGUAAUGAACUUCCUGCAUGGAGAGACAGGCGGCUACCUGCUUCUAACCAUGUUGAUGAUGGCUCUCAUGUCCACCGGGUCAGGGGAAGUAAUGGCCAUCUCGUCCAUUGUCGUCUAUGAUAUCUACAAGACGUACAUUAACCCAUUCAGGAAAAACCUUUCACCUACGAGUUGUGUCUUGUGUGGAAGACAAAAGCAACUUUCGGAAUCAAAGAUGGACGGAGACUUUUGCGCAUGCUCAUCGUCGAUUGGUUGCAAAUCGUGUGACGUAGACAUUACUACGCGCGCGCGACUUGGAGUGGACAAGGUCGCAUACACAUGCAGCGUUCACGGGGAUUACAGACGAUAUGAAGAUGGAUUGAUGCGUUACAAGAGUUGGUGUAUGGUAUGGGUAGUGAUUUUAAUUGUACCUUAUGGAUUGCUUAUUUCGGAGACGGACAUGAAUGUGAACUGGGCAACCCUUGGACUUCAAGUUCUGACAUGCCCGUUCCUUGUGCCUUUGUUUCUCACAAUCACAUGGUCAAAGGCCACAGCAAAAGGCGUCAUUUCAGGUGGAAUAUUGGGCUUAUCGGCAUCAAUUUCUGGAAUGCUCAUCAUGGGAUCGACAUAUGAAAGCGGACUCUCUAAUUUUUAUGUAAACACAGCCCAGGAUUACAGUCUCCUAACGGCAAUGUUGUCAGGGUUCGUUGUAAGCGGUGUAGUGUCUGUCAUCGUUUCGCUGUGCACACAUAAUAUUCGUUCAGAGGCCGAUGCUAAUCUUGAAUGGGCAAAAACUAUUAAUAUUGACAACCCCAUAAACCCAUUCCGGCUCAUUUAUGAAGAAGAAUUUGCCAAAGCUGAAGUUGGAGACAUCAUAACGGCAACCGCGAUGGACAAAGUAUUCAGAAAAGCCAAACUCUACGCUGGCGUGCUCGGAAUUAUAAGUUUGGUUAUAUUUGUCGUCAUUCUUCCGGCAAUUGCUCUAAGCUCUGGCGUCCUUUCUUUUGACGAAUUUAAGGCCUGGAUAAAAGGCUACCAGAUCUACUGCUUCAUCUGUACGUUCGUAGUUGUUGUUCUUCCACCAUUUGAAGAAGGCUAUCAAAUUUGGCUCCGCUACCAGAAGAACAAGCGAAAUGAAACGUUGUCCGUAUUCACGGCAAAACAACCAGACUUAAAUGGAGAAAGUUGCAGACUUUAAAUUAUCGUGUGGUUUCAUGUCAAAGGAAUAUAUCCAACAUUUCAAAUGUGUUAAAGUAUUUUCCUCAUUAUCUUUCGAAAUGUAUAUUAUGAACUUAAUAAGAAUUGUGUUGAUAUUAAUGUUGGGACUUUAAACAAACGGAAUUGAUAGCUUCAGAGUUAGUAAGAAAACUAAACAAAACUGUAACUACUUGUGGUAGCGCGUUGAUGACUGAGGGAUUUGCUUUGAAUCGUUUAGUUAAUGAAUGUGAAUACUAGACAACCGUGUAGAAAAAACACGACAGUUUAUGAAAGAUUCGAUGAAACAAUAAAAUUGUCUUAGUAUAGA